Symphalangus syndactylus (siamang) is the source of this 5420-nucleotide messenger RNA. RefSeq names its product protocadherin beta-3. Gene Ontology annotation, biological process: homophilic cell-cell adhesion. NCBI's taxonomy places the organism in Eukaryota, Metazoa, Chordata, Mammalia, Primates, Hylobatidae. The record is from RefSeq and is a predicted model, not a curated record. Gene Ontology annotation, molecular function: calcium ion binding. Gene Ontology annotation, cellular component: plasma membrane.
AGGCAGAUUUUUGAGCCAGCAAGCCUGAGCCUCUGGAAAGGCUUAUUCACUAGGCCGUCUGCAAAGGUUGUGGGGCAAAAGACUAUUUCCCAGCGCUGUCUGAGGUUCAGCUUGGCGACAUUCCCUGGAAGAGCGUGACGGAAAGUGCAAUGGAGGCGGGAGGAGAGCGAUUUCUUAGACAAAGGCAAGUCCUGCUUCUCUUUGUUUUUCUGGGAGGGUCUCUGGCUGGGUCCGAGUCAAGACGCUAUUCUGUGGCUGAGGAAAAAGAGAGGGGCUUUUUAAUAGCCAACCUAGCAAAGGAUCUAGGGCUAAGGGUAGAGGAACUGGCCGCGAGGGGGGCCCAAGUUGUGUCCAAAGGGAACAAACAGCAUUUUCAGCUCAGUCAUCAGACAGGUGAUUUGCUCCUGAAUGAGAAAUUGGACCGGGAGGAGCUAUGCGGCCCCACAGAACCAUGCAUACUGCAUUUUCAGAUAUUACUGCAAAACCCUUUGCAGUUUGUUACAAACGACCUCCAUAUCAUAGAUGUAAAUGACCAUUCUCCGGUAUUCUUUGAAAAUGAAAUGCAUCUGAAAAUCCUAGAAAGCACUCUGCCAGGAACAGUAAUUCCUUUGGGAAAUGCUGAGGACCUGGAUGUGGGAAGAAACAGCCUCCAAAACUACACUAUCACUCCGAAUUCCCACUUCCACGUACUCACUCGCAGUCGUAGGGACGGAAGGAAGUACCCGGAACUAGUACUGGAUAAAGCGCUCGAUCGGGAGGAGCAGCCGGAACUCAGCUUAACGCUCACCGCGCUGGACGGCGGCGCUCCCCCUCGGUCUGGGACAGCCCAGAUAAACAUCCAGGUCUUAGAUAUAAACGAUAAUGCACCAGAAUUUGCACAGCCGCUCUAUGAGGCUGCAGUUCUAGAGAAUGCCCCCGUUAACUCUGUCAUUGUCACUGUCUCGGCUUCUGACUUAGAUACAGGAAGUUUUGGGACAAUAUCAUAUGCAUUUUUUCAUGCUUCUGAAGAAAUUCGCAAAACUUUUCAGCUAAAUCCAAUUACUGGUGAUAUGCAACUAGUCAAAUAUUUGAAUUUUGAAGCAAUUAAUAGUUAUGAAGUCGACAUCGAGGCCAAGGAUGGCGGAGGCCUAUCCGGAAAGUCUACAGUCAUAGUCCAGGUGGUUGAUGUCAACGACAACCCACCGGAACUGACCUUGUCUUCAGUAAACAGCCCUAUCCCUGAGAACUCGGGAGAGACUGUACUGGCUGUUUUCAGUGUUUCUGAUCUAGACUCUGGAGACAACGGAAGAGUGAUGUGUUCCAUUGAGAACAAUCUCCCCUUCGUCCUGAAACCAUCUGUAGAGAAUUUUUACACCUUAGUGUCAGAAGGCGCGCUGGACAGAGAGACCAGAUCCGAAUACAACAUCACCAUCACCGUCACUGACUUGGGGACACCCAGGCUGAAAACCGAGUACAACAUAACCGUGCUUGUCUCCGACGUCAAUGACAACGCCCCCGCCUUCACUCAAAUCUCCUACACCCUGUUCGUCCGCGAGAACAACAGCCCCGCCCUGCACAUCGGCAGUGUCAGGGCCACAGACAGAGACUCAGGCACCAACGCCCAGGUCACCUACUCGCUGUUGCCGCCCCAGGACCCGCACCUGCCCCUCGCCUCCCUGGUCUCCAUCAACGCGGACAACGGCCACCUGUUCGCCCUCAGGUCGCUGGACUACGAGGCCCUGCAGGCAUUCGAGUUCCGAGUGGGCGCCACAGACCACGGUUCCCCGGCGCUGAGCAGCGAGGCGCUGGUGCGCGUGCUGGUGCUGGACGCCAACGACAACUCGCCCUUCGUGCUGUACCCGCUGCAGAACGGCUCCGCGCCCUGCACCGAGCUGGUGCCCCGGGCGGCCGAGCCGGGCUACCUGGUGACCAAGGUGGUGGCGGUGGACAGCGACUCGGGCCAGAACGCCUGGCUGUCGUACCAGCUGCUCAAGGCCACGGAGCCCGGGCUGUUCGGCGUGUGGGCGCACAAUGGCGAGGUGCGCACCGCCAGGCUGCUGAGCGAGCGCGACGCGGCCAAGCACAGGCUGGUGGUGCUGGUCAAGGACAAUGGCGAGCCUCCGCGCUCGGCCACCGCCACGCUGCACGUGCUCCUGGUGGACGGCUUCUCCCAGCCCUACCUGCCUCUCCCUGAGACGGCCCCGGCCCAGGCCCAGGCCGACUCGCUCACCGUCUACCUGGUGGUGGCGUUGGCCUCGGUGUCGUCGCUCUUCCUCUUCUCGAUGCUCCUGUUCGUGGCGGUGCGGCUGUGCAGGAGGAGCAGGGCGGCCUCAGUGGGUCGCUGCUCGGUGCCCGAGGGCCCCUUUCCAGGGCAUCUGGUGGACGUGAGCGGCACCGGGACCCUGUCCCAGAGCUACCAAUACGAGGUGUGUCUGACUGGAGGCUCCGGGACAAAUGAGUUCAAGUUCCUGAAGCCAAUUGUCCCCAACUUCGUUGCUCAGGGUGCAGAGAGAGUUAGCGAGGCAAAUCCCAGUUUCAGGAAGAGCUUUGAAUUCAGUUAAGUGUUAAUAAUGAUCUACUGAGCCUCGUUUUAGUUAAUCUGUGGAAAGUCCUUUUUUACUGCUUUGCUCAUUGGGGAGGUCUCUUUUGGUCUGGUUCAAGGCAAGUAGGAAGAAUAGAGCAAAAUUUCAAAUCCAGGGAUGCUUAGGUUUCAUUAACAGAACUGGAAAGUAGUUGUUUGGCUCUGAAUGUUUUGUAUUUCAAUCAAGAAUCCUUAGUCGAUAGAACAUUUUGUUUAUAUAUUGAUUCUACUUUUUCUGUAGUUAAUCCUUGCAUAUUCUCCUUUCAUCCUGGCUUGCCAACGCAGUCUUAAUUCCGCCUUUUUUUUUCUAAUGGGGAGCAAAAAGAAAUUCAUUAUCUUUUAAUAGUGAUUUCAAAUAGCUUAUUAAAAUAAGCCCUUUCAAAUUUUACAUUAUAAGGCAAUGUAGAGAGAGUUCCAAACCACCAAUUUUAUAAUUUCCCUUGUUGAAUAUAUUCAUAUAAUGUGUUUUAUAAUAUGCCCAAAGCAGCUUCGUCUAUGGUUAACAAAGUUUCAGAGAUAGACAGGAAUGUGUUUUCUUUAAUAAAUAGUAAUAUAUCAUCUUUUUAAGGAUAUAGUACUCAAAUGAAAGUAAUUUAGUUCAUUUUCUGUGUUGACAUUUGCAAUUAACAUUUCAAUAUUUUAUGUGCUUAUAUUGGCCAAAAUAUGGACACAAAUAUAGACUAAUAUGGGUAAUUACCCUUUGGUUUAUCUAAAGUGUGUUCGUGAUGACUGAGGAAAAAAAUUAAACCUAUGCCAUUGUAAAAACUGACUGUUCUUUUCCAUUUGACACAAAAACGUUGUUUAGUAAGGCGUCUGGUGGAAUGACAACUAUUUGUUUCAUAAAUUCUGAGAUGUAAGUGUUAGGAAUCUGAGAGACAAUUUUUAAUUUCAAGAAAAUACAUGGGUAUAUGAUAUCUAAAUGCUUCAUGGUAAAAGUGGUGUCCUAUCCAGUCCUAUUUUAUUAUUAAUACCUACUUGCCACUUGUAUGGUGAUAUAGGAGAAAGAUAUUUUAUUUUUUUCCUGUCUUGGUUCCCUCCUUCGGAUUUUAACCUGACAUGAUUUAGGAUUAUAUAUGGUCUUUCUGGGAUAGAAACUGUCCAUCCAUAUCAGCAUCCUACCUCCUACAAUGUAAUUAAAAGAAGAUGUACAAGAAUAGAAAGUUCUAAAAAGGAGCGGGCAAUAUCAUUGUGAAACUCUAGCUACAACUAAGAAUAAAAUCCGGAAGCAACCAAAACAUCGAAUCUUAUGGUUAUCUUGAGUAAAAUCAAAAAACUUAUUUUAAGCGACAAAAUAUUUAGCUCCUAAUUAGGGAAAUGUAUUAGGAAAAAAUCAAUUUUCUUCUUACAAGUGUUUCCUCAUCCACAGAACAUCCAUAUAACUUUCUAGGAAUUAAAUACUCAUGACUAGAGAAAAGAGAAUUUCUCAAAGAUUUAAAAAAUUCCCCAAAAAGCAAGAGCUUAAGAUUGACAUGCUUUCAAACAUGUUAAAGUGUAGUUAUUAUCACAUUUAAAUAGUGUAAUUUUAUGUAACAGCAUCAAAUGCAUAAAUACUUUUUUUAAAACAUUUUUGAGACAGGGUCUUGCUCUGUUGCCCAGGCUGGAGUGCAGUGGUACAAUCAUGGCUCACUGCAGUCUCAAUCUCCUGGGCUCAAGGGAUCUGACCACCUCAGCCUCCAGAGUAGCUGGGACCAUAGGUGUGUGCCACCACACCCAGCUAUUUAACAACAAAAAAAAUUUAUUUGUAGAAAUAGGGUUUCCCCAUGUGGCCCAGGCUGGUCUGGAACUCCUGUGCUCAAGGGAUCCUCCUGCCUCCACUUCCCAAAGUGCUAGGAUUACAGGUAUGAACCAUCAUGCCCAGCCAAAUGUGUGAAUCUUUAAUAGUCAGAGGAAAAUUAAUAUAAUAUUUCCUUUCACUUCAAGUGCUUUAUAGAGAUGUUUGAAUCUGGCUGUUUUGGUCAGAUAUUUUUCUUCUUUGCAUACGUAGCUGAUUUUCCAUGAAUAUCAGGAGAAGGCAUAGAAUUCUGAUCAAGAUUUCUCUCUCUUUGAUUACCUUAGUCCCAGAUGGUAUCAGAGCCAGGGAAGUAUUCAACUGUGGAAAAUAUAGAGGGCAGUUCUUUUGGGGACUAAUAUGGUAUAUGAUUGGAGACUAAAGUUCAAAAGGCAAUAUGCUGAGUCAUUUAGACACUGAAGAUAGAAGAACAGAUACCAUUUGUAAUUUAGUUUUUAGAUGUACUGGACUUAUACAUUGUUGAGAAAAUGAAUAGAAUUUAGCAAAGCCAGAAAAGAUAAUCUAUACUAAAUUUGAAGAUGGGAAACAAUCACAUCUUACUCUUGGUUCAAAGCUGCUUCUCUUUCAGGGCAGUUAGAAACUUUUACCCUUUUAUUUGAAGACAACUUCCAAAAACAUAUUCAUCUGGAUAUUUCAUUAAAUACAGAACAGAGAGAGUACCAUAUGUACAGUACUAACUAGUGUUGCCACGUUUUGGAAUUCCACAAACUAAAAGCCUGGCACAAGGUAAAAGGGAUGACUUUAUAUAUUAUUAAUAAUUUUCUAGUAAUUUUUCUUCUAGGCAGGCUAAUUCAUUAUUGUAAAAUAUUUACAAAUCCAUCUCACCAGUAUUCCAAUUGUCAAAAAGUAAGAGAAGGAAAAAUUUUACUCUCUUCCCUCAUUCUAGAAUAUAUAAAAUGACCUUACUAGACUCUAAGCAACUUGAAGGUAGAGUCUGUUUCUGGUUUAUUCAUAGUAUUAUUUCCAGCAAAUAGCACAAUGCCUCAUUCAUAGUAGAUGCUCAGUUUAUAUGUGUUAAAUAAAUAAAUUUUAAAUUAUUUGGGAAAUAAAAUAAUGUUGUAAGGACUUACA